AGAGCUGGCAUGGAGCUGACAGGCAUAUUGUGAGGGUCAUGCUCCAUCAUCAUUGACAGCUGGAGAAGCCAUCACAUGCCAUCGGCAGCAAAGCACAGGGAAAACCAGGCAGUGGACCGUGCUUCCCGCCCUGAGGCUGCGAGGCACGAGCCCCAGCAAUGGAAGGAUUAAAAGCCUCUCAAUUUAAAAAGACAGGGGGAGGGGAGGAGAAUGUGGGCUGCACAAUUUAUAAAUAGACAUUACCGAGGCUGCCUGAUGGUGAAGUGGUUGUUUAGUAAAUCUUUCUCCUUUAAGGAUCCCAUUAUCGGAGACCAUUUGAAAAUACCAGUUUUAUUUCGUCUUUUGGGGGAGAUCCUGGGUUUCAUCCAGUCAGCCCUGUUGGAUGAUAUUUCUCUCUGCCAGAUUCGGGGACAGGCCUUCAAUAUUUUGAAUCACCUUUACAUGGAGCACAGAGAUGAUGAUGAUGAGGAUGUGUCUUUUGCCAAAUGGAUGAGCAGCUUCUGGGGUCACAGCUGGAUAGAGGAGGAUGAGAGGGGCCUCCGGGACCGCCACCGAUCGCAACACGCCAGUUACAGGAAAACCUCCCUGCCCUGCCCAUUUCCUGUGCUUCCCAGAAUCACAUCGUCUGACAGCCAUCCUAGAAGGCGUUCUCAUGAGGACCAGGGAUUUCAAUGCCGAACCCACAUGCAGGAUUACAGAAAAUGUUCAGGGGACGGGUCAUUCAAAGAGCCACUGGAAUCAACAGGAAGAUCCCAUUCCAAAAUGCAGGCAUUUUCAGAGUCUUCUGAACAGCAACUGUGCUUUAGGACCAAACGCUCUGUCUCUUUGGGACCUGAGAGCAGACAGGAGAGAAAUGAACGAGAAUGCCUGAGGAUGGAGACAGGAUCCUGUAAGAAAGCAGAGGAAAGAAGGAGCUGCAAGAAGACAGAGCACAGGGAAGCAUACAUGGCCGCCCUGUUUGAAAAAGGGCCCAAAUAGUACUGUUUCCACAUCACGACUGCAGAUGCCACUAUGUUUCUUGAGUUCCGAUUCACCAUGCCAAGGGGUGGAAGCUGCAAAAGUAUCUGCAGAUGCUGAGUGACUGGAGUGGGCGGUUCGUUCGGCUGUUCCCCAGGACAGCUUGCGUCAUACUCCACUGCUCUGGCAUCUUCGUCGAGAGUGUGAUCUGCUCUGUUGCCCUUUUAUGGGAAUAAGAAGAAUAAAAGGUAUUUUAAUAGAAUAAAGUAAUUCUUGACAACGUAAAGAAAAGUAUUUAAAGUGCCACCCACACAUCUUCCCCAACCUUCUUCCACAUCAACCUCGGAAAUAAUUUUAAAUAAAAGUCAUCGGUGUGA
Equus caballus (horse) is the source of this 1334-nucleotide messenger RNA. RefSeq names its product leukemia NUP98 fusion partner 1 (gene LNP1). Lineage: Eukaryota; Metazoa; Chordata; Mammalia; Perissodactyla; Equidae. The record is from RefSeq and is a predicted model, not a curated record.